GAUUGCUCCGUGGCGUGCUAGCUCUAAGGAGCGCUAUCGUCCGCAGCGUUUCAUUUAGAGAGGGAACAACUGACUCGAAAGCGUACCGUAGCACUGUAGACAGAAAUCUUCGGCGCUUUCGGGCCUCUAAGUCUAGGGAUAGGAGAUGUUGGAACAGGCUGAAGAGUCUGCAUACAAGAUGUAUAUAACCAACGGAGGAUCGUCGUCCGUAGAGAGAGGAAGGUCUGAUUGUCUCCGCAACUAUCUUCUUCUUCUUCUUGUUCCAAGGUGCUAGCACUGUUUCCAUUCUUUCAUCGAGGAUUCCUCGACUACAUUCAUUACACCACCAAAAGCCCAGGCUUACAAUCACGAUGUGGCAAGGAUCACAUUUGACUUUCAUCCUCGCCGCCGUGGGUUUCUUCGCCCCGGGAGCUCAGGCCGUCGAUACCCUCGUCGAUGUUCGAUACGCUCAGUUCCAGGGCGCCGUGACCGACGCGGAGCUCGGCGUGACAACCUGGAAGGGAAUCCAGUUUGCUGCUCCCCCGGUGGGCGACCUCCGCUUUGCCGCGCCGGCCGACCCGGUCCAGUCCGGACUUGUCAACGCCACCGCCCACGGCCCCAUUUGCCCUCCCCAGCAGCCCACCGACUGGACCGUUUCCAGCCCCAACUCGCAGUUCACCGUUGAUGAGGACUGCCUCUACCUUAGUGUCACAGCCCCGUCGGAUGCGCAGACCGACUCCAGACUGCCCGUCGUCUUCUUCCUUCAGGGUGGUGGAUUCGGGUCCAACUCAAAUGCAAACUGGGAUGCCAGCGAGAUCGCUUCGGAUGGAAAUGUUAUUGUUGUUCAGAUGAACUACAGAGUUGGCAUGUACGGCUUCCUACAGGGUGAGGAGGUCCGGGCUAGCGGCGGUCUCAACGCCGGAGUCAAGGAUAUGGUGAAGGCUCUUGAGUGGGUUCAGACCAACAUCGGCCACUUUGGCGGAAACCCCGAGCAGGUUGUUCUCGACGGUGUCAGUGCCGGCGGUUCAGCUGUCGGUCUUCUCAUGACUGCUGAUCUCGGCAGCAAGCAGCUCUAUGCCGGAGGUAUCGCGGAGUCUGGCGGCUGGGUCACGAUGCGCACCAUGGAGCAGGGACAGGGCCAGUAUGACUGCCUCGUUAAAGAGAAGAACUGCACCGAUGCAACUGACUCUCUUACCUGCCUUCGCGCCUUGAACCAGUCUGAGGUCCGUUCUUCUAGCUGCUGGUUCAACCCUGGUAUCGAUGGCGAGCUCUUCACCGACAGCAUGGUCAACCUCUUCAAGCAGGGCAAGUACAACAAGGUCCCCACCAUCUGGGGUUCUUGCGCUCAGGAGGGAACCAUGUACUCUGCUCCUCAGUCUACCAACUCUACGGAGGAAGCCAACACUUGGCUCCUUGGACAAGACCCCUCGCUGUCAAACGCCUCCCUCGCCAUCCUCGAUGAUCUUUACAUCAACACUCCCCGCACCGUCUACCCUGACUCCGGAAUCAAGUGGAGACAGACCGCCGAUGCCAUCGGUGACAUUGGCACCCACUGCAUCAUCCGCAACAUCCAGAACUACCUUGCCCGCGACGAAGCCAUCACCUACAACUAUAAGUUCGCAGUCCAGGAUCCCAAGAACGAGGCCGAGGGCUUCGGCGCGUACCACACUGUGAACACCUACGCCUUCUGGGGCAACAACAGGACCGAUGGCCAAGCGCCCGAGUCCUACUUCACCAUCAACAAGCCCAUCAUCUCGCAGUUCCGCAAGUACUGGGUCUCGUUCAUUCGCAACCUGGACCCCAACACCGACCGCGAGAAGGGCGCUGCCGAGUGGAGACCUUUCACCGGCCCUGAAGGCCGCGAGCGUCUGUUCGUGCAGACGAACAACACCCACAUGGAGAGGAUGAGCACUGCUCAGAACCUGCGUUGCGAUGUUGUUAGACCUUCGUCGGAGAACUUGGGCAAGCCCGUUGACAAGGGCGUUGUCACUGAGCUGGAUGCUACCCUGGCGGCUAGUAUCAACAGCACUACUGAGGACACCAAGUUCAGGAAGAGACACGUUAGACAAUUCUCCAGAUAUUACUAGGCGUCUCCUAUGAUCCUACCAUAUUUAGCCAAUACCAUUCCCCCGCUGAAGAACACUUGCCAGCAAGCAUAUCUACCAGCUUACCGCACACCUUUAUAUUCCAG
Molecule: messenger RNA, 2170 nt
Organism: Colletotrichum phormii
Lineage: Eukaryota; Fungi; Ascomycota; Sordariomycetes; Glomerellales; Glomerellaceae
Product: carboxylesterase
Exons: 1
Coding region: 351-2066 (571 amino acids)
Source: RefSeq, a predicted model, not a curated record